AAGAAUUCUUCCUCGGAGUCAGAGAAGAAGAAUUUCUAGGCCUGGAUUACUCAUAUAUACAGUGUGUCUGUAUAUAUGUGGGGCCCUUAUGCUCGUUUGUCCAUCUCAGCCGUCAAUCGUAUCCUAGUCUUCCUUCAUCUCUCACUCAACGUCAAUUUCUCUCUCUAGAUUCUCCAUAAUAAUCACUCUCUCUCUCUCUCUCUAAAACUCAUGCUGUCCCCAAACCCGCUGCCCCUCUUAUUUGCUCUCCUCCUCUGCUUGCCCCUCGCCAUCGUCUUUACCGUCACCACCACCCCCGAACCGACCGCCAUCUCCUCCGCCUCCGUCGCCGCCAACGACGACCCCGUUACCGGCUAUGCCUCUGUGGCCGCCGCCCACAAUGGCCCAAUGCACAAGCCCACGGAGGAGCCUCCUCCACCCCCUCCGCCCCCCAAAAUCAAGAAUUCCACUGCUACCAACUCGGCCGAGGGCCGGCCGUCAACCUCCACGGCCGCUGCCACUGCCCAAGUCGACCCGAAGGGUACCCCGGGAAUCGAGUCUUUAUCGCCGUCGAGGGACAAAAUCGGACCUCGAAAAACUACACUCCCUCCACCACCCAGGAUGAAGAAUGCCACGGCCGCUGCUGCCGCUCCUCGUCCCCCGCCGCAGCCGGCGAGCUACGAUGACCCUGCGGACGAUGCCUUCUUCCAGGUCGCCUCCCGGGCCAGCGCGAAAGCGAAGGAGCCGAGGAAGGUGGCGUUCAUGUUCCUCACCACCGGCCCCCUCCCCCUCGCAGGCCUCUGGGAAAUGUUCUUCAAUAACACUCCGAAGGAUCUCUACAACAUAUACAUCCAUGCCGACCCGAGUGGUCACUACCACCACUCGCCGUUCAGGGGCGUGUUCGCCAACCGCGUCAUCCCGUCGUCCAAGCGAGCUCUCCGGGCGACCCCGACGCUCAUCUCGGCGGCGCGUCGGCUGCUCGCCAGCGCGCUGGUCGGCGACCCCGGGAACUACAUGUUCGCCCUUCUCUCCCCGUCCUGCAUCCCCCUCCACUCCUUCAACUUCACGCGGGACGUCCUCACCCGAUCGAACAAGAGCUUCAUCGAGAUACUGGACGACGAGCCGGGGGCGUUCGACCGGUGGGCGGCGCGUGGGAGGGACGCGAUGCUGCCGGAGGUGAGGUUCGAGGACUUCCGGGUAGGGUCCCAGUUCUGGGCCCUGAAGCGCCAGCACGCGCGGCUCGUGGUGCGUGACGUCACCCUCUGGUCCAAGUUCAAGCUACCAUGCGUGAGGUGGGACACGUGCUACCCGGAGGAAAAUUACUUUCCUACUCUCCUCAGCAUGCACGACCGGCGGGGCUGUGUUCCCGCCACCCUGACGCACGUGGACUGGUGGGGCCGAUACGACGGCCACCCGAGGACGUACAGGGCUCACCAGGUGGGCCCGGACCUGAUCCGACGGCUGAGGAGCGACCGCCCCAGGUACGGGGACGAGCACCCCACCAAUGGGUCGGUGCUGGUGCGGAACGGCCGGAGCCACCCGUUCCUUUUCGCCCGGAAGUUCGAGCCGAAGGCCUCGAAGCCUCUGAUGGCCAUUGCGGAUGACGUCAUCUUCAAGGAUUAGCUUUAAGAUGGGAUCGCAGGCAAGCCAGGAUUGGCACGUUCGUAAAUUAUUAGACUGGUGGCAUGUAUGUGAACUUUUUAACUUUAUCUUUUCUUUUUCAUUUAUUUUUCACAGGGAAAGUGAAUAGCUUUACAUGGGAAAGGUAUUGAGGGAGAGUCCCUUUUAAUUUUGGGUAUUAGUCGAAUUUUAUAUUUUCACUCUUUUUUUCUUUUC
Punica granatum (pomegranate) is the source of this 1815-nucleotide messenger RNA. The record is from RefSeq and is a predicted model, not a curated record. Lineage: Eukaryota; Viridiplantae; Streptophyta; Magnoliopsida; Myrtales; Lythraceae.